Aspergillus affinis is the source of this 396-nucleotide messenger RNA. RefSeq lists its product as uncharacterized. The coding region runs from base 1 to 396 and encodes 131 amino acids. NCBI's taxonomy places the organism in Eukaryota, Fungi, Ascomycota, Eurotiomycetes, Eurotiales, Aspergillaceae. The transcript has a single exon. The record is from RefSeq and is a predicted model, not a curated record.
AUGGAUUCUGCCCACCCUCUUCAGAAUCAUACUGCGAUUCAGCACCCGCCUCAGUGCCGCAAUUGUGGUAAUGCUACCACCUGGGGAACCUGCCGCCCGGACAAUAUGAACGGCAAUGCAAAUCGCCCACGCUACAUCUGCUCCUGUGGAUUGUUCGCUUGCUUCGGGGAUAUGCGCGGUGUCCUGGUGGAAAACCCUCCCUGCGACUGCAAUGACAGCAUGGAGUUCAGCAGACGUAUCGUAGCAGGUCCAAAUGUGCAAAUUCCCCGAUCGAUUUUCUAUCGAUGCGCUACCGGGCGUUGUGACUUUUACAGCUACAUGAAAGACCAGGAUGGCAAUAUUAUGGUUUACGAUGGCCCUAUUGAUCCUCUUAUCAUGGCCGAUAGUGGGCACUAA